Messenger RNA from Durio zibethinus, 617 nucleotides. RefSeq names its product TPX2 (targeting protein for Xklp2) protein family. The record is from RefSeq and is a predicted model, not a curated record. Gene Ontology annotation, biological process: mitotic spindle assembly; activation of protein kinase activity; regulation of mitotic spindle organization. Gene Ontology annotation, molecular function: microtubule binding; protein kinase activator activity. Lineage: Eukaryota; Viridiplantae; Streptophyta; Magnoliopsida; Malvales; Malvaceae. Gene Ontology annotation, cellular component: spindle; nuclear microtubule.
UCAAGGAAUCAACAGCCAUCGAUCCAACAUGGAGAAAACACACACCAAAUCUCCAUUAAAGACGCUCAAAGACAAAUAUUCCAAGCUUCCAGCCAAGGAAAAUACCAAGCCACUAGAAAUCAAACUUCACACUGAACAAAGAGCGGUCAAGCGUGCCAUGUUCAAUUACUCGGUGGCGACCAAGCUAUAUCUCAUGGAGUUACAGAGAAAACAAGUGGAGAAAGUGCAAAAGAUGAUAGACGACGAAGAGAUUCGUUUGCUAAGAAAGGAGAUGGUUCCGAAAGCCCAACUCAUGCCUUACUUCGACAAGCCAUUUUUCCCACAAAGAUCCAAUCGGCCAUUAACGAUCCCGAAAGAACCCAGUUUUCGCACUGUAAACAGCAAAUGUUGGAGUUGCAUCUCGGAGAGUGAGCUCUAUUAUUUUCUGCAUGCUCACGCUUGGAGCCCCAUCAAAUGAACCUAAUUGAUAGCAAACUGCAAUAUGAUUGAUGGCAAACAAUUUCCCCUCAUGGGAAACAAGAUCACUCUUGCAUUCUAACCAGCGAAUGAGUUAAGCUCCAACAAGCUACAUUAAUAAAUAUGAAAAAAAAAAAAAAAAAAAGAUUAUAGAGGCGAAG